CUCAUGUUUAAUAUCGGGCACGGCAAGGCAGGCACAGCACAGCACAGCACAGCACAGCGGCAAAAAGGCUUGUUGGUUGCCUGUCCCUCGGAAAUAGGGACGAAAAUUGGCUGCUAAAAAUAUCACCCUUUCGGCUGUUUCAUCCAAGCCGGGGUAGCACGCCAGACACACCCUUCUGAACGCGAACAAUAGGCUCUGGCAAGUCUGGAACUGGUUCCUUGGCGCUCUGCUCUGCUCAUGUGGCCCAUACGCUCGACAAAUACCCACAUUUCCACCUUCACCGACAAAAGAAAGGCACCACGUUGGCGCGUCUUGGCUGGAAUUUGCCGACGUCCGCCCUUCGGCUGUUAGAGCGGAUAUCCCAAUGAUACAAAAUCGCUGCACAGCCGCGCUCGAGCGCCUGUCCGGGCCGGAAAUACGAGAUCUCUGCGACAGCUCCCACAGAUUGUCAACGAGCAAGGCUUGUCCUGUCCAUGGUCCUUCGUUCAAACCCGGGCUGCCUGGCUCGAGAAGAAGCUUCAACUAUCCACUGGGGUACUGUGGUAUUCAUCCAUUCCAGCGGGCGCUGAGACUUGCCCGGCCCGCGCUAAUCGAUAGAAACUUUGGCAGUCCCUGUCACUAGUGUUGCCAUUGGUUGUCGCUUGCACAUUCUCCUUUGCGUACCCAGCCAGGCCACACGACUGCUUCCGCUGAGACGGGGUCCGGCGUGUGUGACGCACCUCCCUCGAGAGAGACCAUCUGAUUGACUGACUUCCAAUGUAACUCUUUCUGCAAGUAAGUAGCCCAGGGUCAAUUAUGUACCCGCCAUGGCAGCGGCCCAUGCCUUCCAAUCGCAGGAUAUAAGCCGCUGUCUGCCAGCACGACAGGGGAAUUGAUGUUACUAUUUACGAUGCUACGGGUAGUAAGGACCCCAGUCGCAUGCGGUUCACGUUCUCACCAAAACCGGACAAAACGGCACGACAGGCUCGUGGCCUGGUUCUGGUCAAGCGGGCCAUGAAGGCGACUGUCAUCAUGUUUGGGGCUGCCAAACACCAUGACGGGCCUUUUAUGACCCAGCGAGCCGGGGCCUUCCAGCCUCGCGAAAUGACACCUGCCUCUGAAGUUUCAUCGACCACAAACUCCGCCACGGUGGGGCAUGAAAAGGGUGAGGCAGCCCAUCUGGUGCCGCACGCCUCCUCGGGAUCCCAGACAGCAACCAACAUCGCGGCAACAAGACUGGAUCGAGCGAGGCUGAACCUUGUGGAUGGCAAGCAUGCCCCGUCUCUGGCGGGUCUCAUCAACGUGAGGCAAGCGCGUGUAGCCUGGUAGAGCGCGGUUUCCUCAACCACGGCCCGCUUGCUCAGACAGGCGUUUGUCGACUGCCUCGUUUCGGUGUGCAACUCGCCUUGAAGGGUUGCCGCAUCGGGAAGGUCAUGUAAGACGAAGUCAUGGGCAGUUUCUGCAAAUCACGUCCAUGCGACACUAUAAUGUACAGCACGGGCGUCAUGAAUCUGCCGCGGUGCUGUUACCGACUUUCAUGUCAGCAAUUGCGAGAUUUCCCAUGGCCCAGAUCAUCAGUACAAGCCGCCCGAGCUCCCGAUGCAUGCAGGCCGAUAUUGCGUACAGACGGGAGCUGCAGGCCCUCCUCACCGUUGGCCUGUGAGGAGGCAGCGGGGCAGCUUUUUUGGCACCAUGACAUCGCUUGCUGGACCAACAGGCCGGUUGGUGGGUGUGCUGUGCCGCAGAGGUGCCUAAAGAGCGCCUCUGUUUUUAGCGUGGCAUGCUCCAACACCUUUUAGGUUCCGGGCGCGGCCCUUGAGGGAACACGCAGUUGGGAUGACGAUGCGGCCGGUAUGGUUUUGUGCUACUGACGGGACAGGCAGCCUGUCGCCGGCUUCGAAGGGGCCCGUCACGGCGACAGCGGCCAGUUGAACCAGUCAGCGCCCAAGAUGUCGCUUACCACCCUUGAAGCUUGGUUUCGAGACAAGGGCACAUAUGUCAGCAGCGAAGAGAAGGGAUUAUCAUCCGC
Molecule: messenger RNA, 2008 nt
Organism: Diaporthe batatas
Lineage: Eukaryota; Fungi; Ascomycota; Sordariomycetes; Diaporthales; Diaporthaceae
Exons: 2
Coding region: 919-1308 (129 amino acids)
Source: RefSeq, a predicted model, not a curated record